ACCACAACUUAAUUACCACUCGGCCGUAAAACAAUUAGUAAAUCCAAAAAGUGACUAAUGAAGUGACAGUGCUCCAAAAUGGAGAAUUACGAACAACACAACGAAGUGUCCACCUCUUACAAUAAUAAUAAUUUGAAACAUAACUACAACGAAUGCAAUAAAGACUUCUAUCAAUUCGUGGACGUUACUUACUUGGAUAAAGAGAAACAAUUGGAAAAUAAGGAUUAUUAUGAUCAUAAAAACUUUCGGGUGAAGUUGGAAGAAGGACAGAUCAAUCAGAAUUUGACGACGCCGUUUUCUGUGAAGGAUAUAUUGAACAUCAAUCAGCCGAACUACAGUUAUGAUAGAAAUGAAGCUUGGAAGUAUAAUGAGAGGGACCGAAGAAGCUACGAGUAUGAACACAUGUACCAAGGCCAGGGAUAUUGUCCGCCGGACUAUCUCACUCAAGUUUACCAAAACAUCCCCGUUCCUGCGAAUAUUGAGCCUUAUUGGAACCAAGAAGCAUACCACGACCACAAGAUAGAUGAGUACUACAAUUACAACCCUUACUGCCAUAAUUUGUAUCAUCAGAACUAUGAUCAGUACAGUGAAGUUCUUAGCGUGCCUCACGCGUCAACGGAACCUGCUAUGAGAGUGGAAACUGAUGAACAGGAGUCGCUCUCAAUGACAAAUUCAUUAACCGGACCAAAGAGAGUUGGCAGCGAAAAGAGCAUAUGCACUCAAUUUUCGACGGAACUGCUGGAUAAAUCCUCUGUACUGUGCAGAAAAAAUACAAAAACGCCAACACACGACACAAAGCCAGAACGAAAAGACAAGAGUGCCAAAAGGAAACCGCGGAUCCUCUUCUCACAAACCCAAGUCCAUGCCUUAGAAGUCCGCUUCAGGAACCAGCGGUACCUCACAGCACCUGAAAGAGAACAGCUAGCCGUCACCUUAAACCUGUCUCCUACACAGGUCAAGAUCUGGUUUCAAAACAGGAGAUACAAAAGCAAAAGGAUAAAGUCACCUGAAGUAUCUACGUCCACUGAUGCAAAACCUAGCAAAGGUUUGAAUGGAAGAAAGAUGUUCAAGCCAGAGACCAAAGAAGCCCAGAUACCAGCACCCAGCUAUGAGUCUUAUAGAGAAAGAUGUGACAAUGAUAAGUCUUACACCAGUGACCAAUUAAGCUCUACCAUUUACUUCGACGAUAGCCUAGCGUAUGAAAACCAAAGCGACAAAUAUUUUAAUAAACAAUUGAAUAUAGAUCAUUCUGGAGCAACCUCAGAUAUGCAAACUUUAUACUCGACUGAUAGUAUGAUAGUCAAUGAUCGCAAAGAAAUGUAUGAAGAGCCUGAAAUCAAAAAGUAUUUCCCACUGAAUUUUGUUUGUUGAUAUUUUUUUUGUUAAAAACGACUGCGCCAUUUUAGACUGAUUGCCAAAGAGUAUUAUAUU
This is a messenger RNA of Helicoverpa zea (corn earworm), 1431 nucleotides long. Its product is annotated as homeobox protein MOX-2. NCBI's taxonomy places the organism in Eukaryota, Metazoa, Arthropoda, Insecta, Lepidoptera, Noctuidae. Gene Ontology annotation, cellular component: nucleus. The record is from RefSeq and is a predicted model, not a curated record. The transcript is spliced from 2 exons. Gene Ontology annotation, biological process: cell differentiation; regulation of transcription by RNA polymerase II. Bases 79 to 1371 code for a protein of 430 amino acids. Gene Ontology annotation, molecular function: RNA polymerase II cis-regulatory region sequence-specific DNA binding; DNA-binding transcription factor activity, RNA polymerase II-specific.